Triticum turgidum subsp. durum (durum wheat) is the source of this 1113-nucleotide messenger RNA. Lineage: Eukaryota; Viridiplantae; Streptophyta; Magnoliopsida; Poales; Poaceae. The record is from the annotation of a GenBank genome assembly.
AUGGCUGGAUCACGGCUGCUCUGGCGCAGGAGCCGUCCCGUGGCCACAAUGCCUAUUGUGCUCGAUGAUCAAUGCAUAGUCGACAACCUCACUGAAAGUAAUCAGAGAAGCAUCUGGGCUAGCAGAAGGAUUGGAGAGGACGAACAACUCUACUUAGUCCACAUUCACGGCACUGCUGGCAUUGGUCACCCAACCAUGCUGGUCGUCAAGAAGUUCCAGAACUCAGACGGGAUAGUGGACGGUAAUCUAGAGAACCGCUGCAAGUCGGAGAUGUUCCUGUUAGCCAGCAUCCGUCACGACAACAUCGUCAACGUCCUACACUUCAUCCAGAGGGAGAAUGCCAUCAUGCUCGUUUACACGUAUCAGGUGAACGGCAGUCUUGACAAGUGGCUGCACCGGCGGGAGGAGGGUGAACGGCCGCUGAGCUGGCCGCAGAGGAAGGCCAUCGCCAUUGGCGUGGCCCAAGGGCUCUUCCACUUACACCAUGAAUGCAAUAGACCGAUUGUCCACCACAACAUCACCUCUCUCAACAUCCUGCUUGAUCAUAAUUUCAAGGCCGCGAUAGCCAGUUUUGGUGCUGCACAAAUGAACAUGGCCGGGCUCAACCAACCACUGCCGAUUGCGGGAUCUGUGUUUGGUAACUUUGGGUAUGCAGCUCCAGAAUAUGGGAGGGCGGCAAGCCAGCUGACGGAGAAGGUGGACACGUACAGCUUUGGUGUGGUGCUGCUGGAGCUCGUCACACGGCGGGUGGCCAAUGGGGUGGAUGGUCAGUUGGCCAUAUGGGCUCGUGACAACUGCAGUAAGCUGAUGGCCAAGAAGCUGGAAUGGUUCAAGAUUUCUGUGGACAAGGACAUCCCAAAUCAAGCACGGUACAUGGAGGAGAUGGCGACCGUGUUCAGGCUGGGCGUGGAUUGCACCGUCGAUGAUCCGCAGCAAAGGCCGUCCAUGCAUAUGGCUCUCAAACGACUCCGCCACGGCUGUGGAUGUGGCCGAUUCGGUGGCCUUAUCACCUGCUAUAACAUAUACAUAACCAGUGAGGAUUCAGUACAAGUGAAGGGCAAAGUGGCAUGUGAGAUCAGCUCAGCGGAUGAACUAUGUUCAGUGGUACUUUGA